Messenger RNA from Blepharisma stoltei, 394 nucleotides. NCBI's taxonomy places the organism in Eukaryota, Ciliophora, Heterotrichea, Heterotrichida, Blepharismidae. The record is from the annotation of a GenBank genome assembly.
AUGUCUGAUAUAAUAGCAUUAGCUUUAACAUCUGAGAUAUUUAUUGAAAGUGAGGUCAUUAUGAAUGCACUAUUAUUUAAAUUCUGAUGGAUUAUUUUUGUUAUCGAUUCUUCUGACAGAGAAACGAUUGGGAAACUUCCUGAGAACUCUAUAAUACUUUGAGCAGUGAAUAUCUCAGAAAUAAAGCAAGACUUGCUACCAGUAAUGAAUCCUCAUGAAAUUGUAGAUAGAUGGAAUUAUUAAAAUUUUUUUUGUUAAAAAAUUUAUAUUUGAUUACUUUUUAGAAAAAAAUUUUAUUAACAUCCCUUUAAAUUGGACAAAAUUUUUUGUUCCUAUUUAAAGGGGUGAGUCAGAGGAAAAACUGUUUUUAGAAGCUUAUUGCAGAAAGAAUUAG